Meriones unguiculatus (Mongolian gerbil) is the source of this 1970-nucleotide messenger RNA. RefSeq names its product IST1 factor associated with ESCRT-III (gene Ist1). Gene Ontology annotation, biological process: protein transport. Lineage: Eukaryota; Metazoa; Chordata; Mammalia; Rodentia; Muridae. The coding region runs from base 11 to 955 and encodes 314 amino acids. The record is from RefSeq and is a predicted model, not a curated record. The transcript has 8 exons.
GCCAUUUUGGAUGCUGUGCGGCUCGUCGGAAGUCAGUCUCUUCCGUUCUCAGGCCCGAGGAUCCCUCCAGGAGGAGCAGAACAGAAUGCUGGGCUCUGGCUUCAAAGCUGAGCGCUUACGAGUCAAUUUGAGAUUAGUCAUAAAUCGUCUUAAACUGUUGGAGAAAAAAAAAACGGAACUGGCUCAGAAAGCAAGGAAGGAGAUUGCUGACUAUCUGGCCGCUGGCAAGGAUGAGCGAGCACGCAUCCGCGUGGAGCACAUUAUCCGGGAGGACUACCUUGUGGAGGCCAUGGAGAUCCUGGAGCUCUACUGUGACCUGCUGCUGGCUCGGUUUGGCCUUAUCCAGUCUAUGAAGGAGCUGGAUUCUGGUCUGGCUGAAUCUGUGUCUACGCUGAUCUGGGCUGCUCCUCGGCUUCAGUCAGAAGUAGCUGAGUUGAAAAUAGUUGCUGAUCAGCUCUGUGCCAAAUAUAGCAAGGAAUAUGGCAAGUUGUGCAGGACCAACCAGAUUGGGACUGUGAAUGACAGGCUAAUGCAUAAACUGAGUGUAGAAGCCCCACCCAAAAUCCUAGUGGAGAGAUACCUGAUUGAAAUUGCCAAGAAUUACAAUGUACCCUAUGAACCUGACUCUGUGGUAAUGGCAGAAGCUCCUGUUGGGGUGGAUACAGAUCUUAUUGAUGUUGGAUUUACAGAUGAUGUGAAGAAAGGUGGCCCUGGAAGAGGAGGAGGGGGCGGGUUCACAGCCCCUGUUGGUGUACCUGAUGGAACAGUGCCAAUGCCCAUGCCCAUGCCCAUGCCAAUGCCAAUGCCAUCUCCAAAUGCUCCCUUCUCAUAUCCACUGCCAAAAGGACCAUCGGAUUUCAGUGGAUUGCCAGUGGGGACUUACCAGGCCUUUCCUAACAUUCACCCACCUCAGAUACCAGCAACUCCCCCAUCGUAUGAAUCUGUAAGUGCCUGAGCCUCUUUGAUAAACGGCAGGAGAAUGAAUCCCAUGAAGAGAGCAAAAUAAUGACAACAGGGAAGGCAAACUUUUGAUCAACUUAGUAUGGGUAUUGCUCUUGCUUCGGGAUUCUUUGUUGCUUUCAUACUGCCCUGGAGAUGGAGAGUGCUGUUGGUGGCAUUUGUGGUGGGCAUGCUAUGUUGGCACUGAAGCUAGGAAUCAGGAAGGAGCUGCUCUUAGGAAGCUACUCAGAUGGGCAUGGUGGCACAUGCCUAUAGUCUCAACACUUUGGAGGGUCAGGAGUUCAAGGUCAGCCUGGACUACAUGAGCCCAUCUAGAAAAGUAAAAAGGAAGUGGUGCUCUACUAGAGCCUUAAUGUAGAUCAUAUGCUCUACUGAACUGCUGUAUCACAGGGAGCUGCUGUAAUAUUUGAUAUUAAUUUGAUAUUAAAAUGUUUAUUAGAGUGUCAGGUUUUGUUUUUUUUUUUUUUAAUUUCUCAACAUUCAUGGGAAAGAAUAGUAACAAGGUAAUUUGACUUAGUCAAAAGUGUGCAGUUAGUCAUUUUUGGCCUGUAGUGUUGAUUUCACAUUUUAUUCUUGAAGCUAAAACUUAGAGCAAACCUGUGGCACAGGUCAGUAAUCUUAGCAGCUUAGAAGCUGAAGUAGAUCACAAAUCUUAAACCUUGUUUCAAAAUGAAAAGUAAACCAAAACUAGGGAAGUAGUUCAAUGGUGGGGUGCAUAUCUGUUGUGGAAGAGGCCUUAGGUGCAGCACCAGUGCUUAGGGGUGUGGGGAAAUUUUCAUAAAUGACUCAUGUGGUAAAGAUGCCUUGAACUGUGUAACAGCAGCUCUACCUCAGAAUUACUUGUUUUCUGCCAGUGUUGCAUAAACCUACAUGACUCAUACAUACAUUUGAGAGCCGAUUCCAGCUUAUGGUUUCCUUAGGAAACACGUUGGUGUGGGGUUGCUGUGUAAUUACUCACAUAGGAAGCUCUCCCUGAUCCUUAGUUUGCUUAUCAUUCUUUUCCUUGGUUU